UGCCUGCGCACCAAGUGGAACGCUCCAGCUCGCUCUGGGCUCUGUUGUUGUGCAGAGCUGCAGAAGGCCUGAUAGAGUCAGCUAGACAGAGAGAGGAGGAAGGGAGAGACACAGAGACAGAGGCAGACACACUGUGGAUCCAGAGCCUGUGUUUUCAUUUCAUCACCCAGUUCAACCAGCGACACCAGAGAGGAAGGGGACGAAGGGACGAGGAAGACAAAAAGGAGCCUCAGUGACAGCAGGGAAAGUGAAAGAGAGGCAAGGUGAAGGAGGAGAAGGAAGGAAGGAAAGGGAGGGAGGAAGGAGGCUGGGGCAUGAGGAGGGGCGCCUGACUGACAUUGCUGCUCUUGCUAUCAGCUCACACACACACACACACACACCGACGCAGGCAGACACACAUACUCAGCCAGAUUGUGCACUGCACAGUUGCUGCUCUUUUUUUUAAUCCUUUGCGGAGCUUUGUCUUCCAUCCUUUCUUCUCCUCUGAGCAAGAGGACAAGAGAGACACAGAGAGAGGAGGAAGAGGAGGAGGGGAAAGGACGAGGAGGAGAAGGAGGAGGAGGGGAGGCAGUAACCCUCUCCUCUCCUUUACUCAGACACAGCAGAGAGAGAUAGGGAGAGAAGAGUAAAAAAAGAGAGAGAGAGAGAAAGCAGAUUUCUGUUCUAUUUCGCCGUCUCCUGUGGUCCCUCGGCCAGCGAGCGGCUAACAGGCACCGCUCAUGUCCGUGAACUCAGAGAAAUCCUCGUCCCCUGAAAGGCCUGAGACCCAGCAGAAAGCCCCAGUGAGUGCUCCUCCUCCCCCACCGCCCCCUCCGCCUCCCCCUGAGCCGGCAGGGCCUCCAGAGCCGGAGGAGGAGAUCCUGGGCUCCGAUGAUGAGGAGCAGGAGGACCCCGCAGAUUACUGCAAAGGAGGGUACCAUCCGGUGAAGAUCGGGGAUUUGUUCAAUGGGAGGUACCAUGUGAUCAGGAAGCUGGGAUGGGGCCACUUCUCCACCGUAUGGCUAUGCUGGGACAUACAAGUGAAGAACUUUGUGGCGAUGAAGGUGGUGAAGAGCGCCCAGCAUUACACAGAGACGGCCCUGGAUGAGAUCAAACUGCUGCGAUGUGUGCGAGAGAGCGACCCCAGUGACCCCAACAAAGACAUGGUAGUCCAGCUGAUAGAUGACUUCAAGAUCUCUGGAGUCAAUGGCAUUCAUGUGUGUAUGGUGUUUGAGGUGCUGGGUCACCACCUGCUGAAGUGGAUUAUUAAAUCCAACUACCAAGGUCUGCCGCUGCCAUGUGUCAAGAGCAUUAUCCGACAGGUCCUGCAGGGUCUGGACUACCUCCACACGAAGUGUAAAAUCAUCCACACGGACAUAAAGCCAGAGAACAUCCUGAUGUGUGUAGAUGAUGCAUUUGUUAGGCGCAUGGCCAUGGAGGCAACCGAAUGGCAGAAAGCUGGAGCCCCACCACCGUCUGGAUCAGCAGUUAGCACAGCCCCUCAGCUCAAACCGGUGAGUACAACAGAUGUGGGGAAAAUCUCCAAGAACAAGAAGAAGAAGCUGAAGAAGAAACAGAAGCGGCAGGCGGAGCUGCUAGAGAGGCGGAUGCUGGAGAUUGAAGCCCUGGAGAGGGAGGCCGAGAGGAGGGAAGAGAGAGCCAAAGAAGUGGGGGAGAAAGGGGCACUUGAACACAACUUGCCUUCACCGCUGCAGCCUCCGCCACCACCGCUCGGCCCCAGCAUGGCACUUGGAGAGAGCGACGAGGAUGACGAUGAUGAGGAGGAUGGGGAGGACGAGGAGGAGGAGGGAGGAGAGAGGGAGAGGCCUAUCAGAUUGACUAAUCAUACAUGCGCAGCACCUCCCCAGGAGCAGAGCGAUGUACCCCACAUCACCGAUGACAACCCCGAUGAGGAGGUGGAAGAUGACGAGGAGCCCACGCCUGUCGCUGAAAAAGAUGCCCCCAUUCCCCCCGCCACAGAGGAAGGCAACGGAGAUCUGACACAAGCAGAGGUAGAGGAACAGGAGGGGGAAGAGGGGCAGGUGGAGGAGGAGGGAUUGAAAGGGACAGAGGAUGAGAACGAGGAAGUGGAGGCGGACGAGAAGGUAGAGGAGGAGGAGGAUGAAGAAGAGGAAGAGGAGGACGAGGAGGAGGAGGAGGAGGAAGAGGAUAAACAGAAUGAAAAAGAGGAGAAUGAGACAGAGGAGCCAAAGAGUGAGAGCAAAACAGAGGAGGAGGCAGUGGUGGAAGAGGAGGAAUCAAAGGAGCAGGAGGGGGAGGAGGAUGAAGAGGAGGAGGAUGAGGAUGAGGAUGAGGAUGAGGAAGACGACGAUGAUGACACGACUGCUGACCUUCUUACAGACAACAGCCCCCCCAUCAAACCCCACAACAACAAAACCAACACGGCCAAAACCAACGGUCAUGUUUUGUUGGUGUCUGAGGGACUGAAACCGAACCCUGGCACCCCUCCGCCCCCCUCGCCCACCCCAGAGCCUCUCCUCUGCCCCCUGGUGGAGUCUGAGCUCAGCUACACAGACAGGGACAACUCUCUCAGCUCUGGUUAUGAGAUGUAUAAUGGCGAGCUGGGUGAACCGGGACUGACCAACGGCUCCAGCGAGCGCCAUCGGGCCACGAUGCCCCUCUUUCCUGACUUGCCCCUGGAUCCUGAGCCAGGAAACCCCAUAUCGGUCGGGACGGCAGACAUCGGAGCAGGGCCAUCACCUAACAGCCCCACAGCUGACCGCAGUCGCACUGUGUCAUCCUCAAGCACGGGAGAUACACCAAAAGUCAGGGCCAGAGCUGCAGACCUCCUGAUCAACCCAUUAGACCCUCGCAAUGCAGACUCUAUUCGAGUCAAAAUCGCUGAUCUUGGAAAUGCCUGCUGGGUGCACAAGCACUUUACAGAGGACAUCCAGACGAGACAGUAUCGUUCCAUUGAAGUCCUGAUAGGAGCCGGUUACAGCACUCCUGCAGAUAUCUGGAGUACUGCCUGCAUGGCAUUUGAGCUGGCUACUGGAGAUUAUCUGUUUGAGCCCCACUCUGGAGAGGACUACUCCCGUGAUGAGGACCACAUCGCUCUGAUCAUGGAGCUCCUUGGGAAGGUCCCACGCAAAGUGGUCGCUGCCGGGAAGUACAGCCGAGAGUUUUUCUCCAAGAAAGGUGAGCUGCGACACAUCACUAAGCUGAAGCCGUGGUCCUUGUUUGAUGUGUUGGUGGAGAAGUACGGCUGGUCGCACGAAGAUGCCGGCCACUUUACUCACUUCCUUCUGCCCAUGCUGGAGAUGGUGCCUGAGAAGAGGGCCUCUGCUGGCGAAUGCCUCAACCACCCCUGGCUCAACUCGUAGCCACAAACUCUGAUCAGAUGUCCUCCUCCCUUUGUUCCCCAACAGUUAGCCUAAACAUCACCCCCUGGUGGCAGCCUUUGGAACAACAUGGAGAGAAGCUGGAGACAAACAGUCAAGAGUGGAUGAGAAAGACUUCAUCUUUCCUGCCCUAUCCCAAACAUGCACCCUUACAUGCUUAUCUGACUAGGCUUAACUCCCACACAGCUCCCUCCCAUCUUUCCAAAAAGGAAUGUAAAGACAAGCUUAAGGAGAUAACGUGACAUAGUAGCUGUGUCUUCCUAAUCACCUCCCAAAAAGAAUCAGAUCAUUUGAGGAUGGAUGCUGCUCACACCGUAAAAGGGAGAAGUCAGGCUCUGUCCAAAAGAGAUGUGUUUUCUUCUUCUCUUCUGCCAUCAAGAUGUCAGCCAGUCCCUUGCAUCUAUCUACCCAUCUCCUAAAUUCUCAGUUUAACUUGUUUGGAUCUGGUCAAUGGGGCCACUGACAGCUGCUGAUCUUUUCAAUGACGUGAAAGAAAAGUCAACGAGAAGCCCCGUUGCAGUGCUGACGGCCCAGAGCUCCAUCUGCCAUGACCUUUACAUAGCCAGGGCCUCAAAGACUGACAAACGUGUGUGUGUUAUUGUGUGAGAGAAUGAGCGUAUGUGCCUGUGCUCAAGAUCUGCCUAUGUAGACCCCUUUUCCUCUCUUUCUAGUCCAGCAGCCCCACCUUCCCUCCCCCACCCUACUGUGGAAGAUGCACCCACAUUGGACUAAAAGUUUACACCCUGAUUUCCUCUAUGAAUCCAGUCCCUCUUUACCUGUUUGGUUCCCCACUUCCUCCCCUCCUAAAUGAGCUGCAUGCUCCUACAGGGAGCUACCACAGAGAAGUGGAGGACAGCCAGUCCUCCAGGGGGCACCACACUGACAGUUCUGACAGAGACAGAAAGAAAAAGUCCGGGAUGAGCAAAAAAAAAACAGAAAAACAAACAAAAAAAAACUAAACUAAAAUACAAUCCAUGUAACAUGGAGGAGGACUACUUGGUCUUUAAAGACUGUUUUUAAAAUGCAUGGGGAGACUGAUGGAUCAGCAUGAAUGGAUAUGACAAAUGGACAAUGGAUGCAUUAUUUUAUUUGUGCAUUUCGCUGGUUUCUUUCCCGUUUCAUCACCUAUUUUGGACAUUCUGUUAGAAAGAAUUAUAUUAGAAUAUUUUGGUGCCCCUCUGAGGAAGGUCACUGUGUUACAACUCCUGCUCCUUUUGACAUUCCUAAAUCUUGGUCCUCUGUCAUCAUUCCUGACUUUUACUCCCAAGAACAAUUCUGUUGAGUCCUGCUGUGGCACGUUUACCUGAUCUGAUUGGUACUAGUCCCCCUUUUAUUCCCCUAUAGAGGGACCCUUUGAUCCCUGAGCUUCUCCAGAAAGGGGAUGGUCAAAUGGAGGUUGCACUUGUCUUUGUAGAUGUCCUUCAGGGAUUUGAAACCUUUGUACAUAGAACUGAGAUCUGGCAACGCCGAUAAGCGACCGUGGACAAAGUUUCAACACACAAGCAUCAUUCCAAAAAAAGAACAACAAAAACAAAAAAAAACACAGAGGCUGUUGUUGGCAGAACUUGACUUCCUCUGGUACAGUGCGGGAGGAGCAGGCCGCCAUAGCUCCAGCCCUGGAGGAAUGUUCAGACUGAACCAUGCCACCCGGUGGCUGAAUGAGAGUACUGCAUCGCCACACACACACAGCUGCUGCUCUCAGUGCCAACGCUCCAAGACGUUUCACUAUAUCUCUCCACUUAAUCUCUUUUUCUCUGUCACACACACACACAUACACACAGACACACAAAAACUUGCAUCAUCACAAUUAGUCCAGUUGCCUAUUUUUCGCAAUAAAUGAAAAAAAAAGAUGAGUAUAAGUAAAUGGUGAGAUAUUUUUAAAAACUAUUUAAUUCAUUAUAAAAAGAGGAAAAAAAGAAAACAACUUUUCUCUGGUUGUUGUGACUGUGACAGAAUCUCGUCUUAUACUGAGGUGAUUGUGUUUGUCUAUUAGAGAUGUUUUUAUUUCUUUUGUCAUUAUUAUUAAUUAUAAUUAUUAUUAUUGAAAAGAUUUUUUUACACAGUUGUCACCUCUCCCCUCCCUCCUUACUUGAACAGUGCUGCUCUGUCUGGGCUCUUGAUGGUGAUGAAAAAAAAAUCAACAGUUUUGCAAUAAAGGGUAUGUAAUGAGUUAUUUUGCACCAAAACCUCCUGAUCUCACUCUUUCAGCCAUGCUGACUGUUCUUCCUGAUGACAUUGACAGAUUCGCGUCUCUUGUCUGUGUUUUUCAUUGACAGAUUUAAUAAAAUUGUAAAUUAAUGGA
This is a messenger RNA of Lates calcarifer (barramundi perch), 5643 nucleotides long. It is a transcript of the gene srpk2, whose product is annotated as SRSF protein kinase 2. The transcript is spliced from 15 exons. Gene Ontology annotation, biological process: regulation of mRNA processing; protein phosphorylation; spliceosomal complex assembly. The record is from RefSeq and is a predicted model, not a curated record. Gene Ontology annotation, molecular function: protein kinase activity; ATP binding. Bases 720 to 3323 code for a protein of 867 amino acids. NCBI's taxonomy places the organism in Eukaryota, Metazoa, Chordata, Actinopteri, Centropomidae.